AUGUCACCAACACUUGGUUACAAUAACAACAAAUCACGUUUCUCAGGAUCCAAACCAUGUAACUUAGUUACUGCCUGGGUUGAGGUUAGAAAUAUAUAGUCUGCGUAUUCUUAUCGUGGUUCUAAUGAGGAGAAUUUUUUUUAAAGUCAAUAAAUUAUUCCUAUGAUCGUUGCCCUUUUACUCACGUUAAAGACCUAGAUUUUUCCAACAACGUAUAGCCUAAAGGGGUAAUAUUACUAAUUUAACUAGUUUCUUAUUUUCAUAUAAGUAGAGGAAAUAUUGUUCCUUAUAAAAACUUUUCUCCAGACUUGUCAGGUGAAAACUGACUUUUUCAUAGUUGUGUACUCGUUUGGUUCUUUAAAACGAAGGACUUGGACAUUUUAGUCUGAGAGGUUCUUAACAACUGUUAUAUGCGAAUUGUUAUUCUACUUGCACUAACCCUAUUUUUUACCAUUGAUUCAAGUCGACAAGUCAGUUGAAUUUGAAAAAUUUAUUGUAUUCCUUUUAGGUUUCACUAACAUACAGUGAAAACCUUUACUCUAAUGCAACAAAAUGUUAUAUUGUGUGGAAUGUGAACUUAAAGUUUUUUUUAAAUGUUUUGGAAUACGCUUAGCAUACAUCUACAAACGAAACAGAAGUGUGUGUGAGAAGCUAUAACAAUGACGCCAACGAUAAGGAUAUCAUAAAGGUCGAUUAUAUGGUAAUUGGAGGUAACAGCAAUGACUUUUAACUGUAGACAAUUACGGUGCCCUCCUAACAAUUAUACAUAAUAGCGAUUAACUGUACGAUACUAAAAUGCAUGUUUCGAUCAAAUGUUUCCUAAAUAGAAGUUUUUUUCCUUUGUUUCAAAUCAUUCAGGUUAUACAUUACCCGCCCUCCAAAACAAAACAAAGUGAGAUUAAAAGCUAGGUUAAAAUUCAGCAAUAUACUACAUUCAUUUUUUUCCAAGCUUGCGAGCGGGCGGAAUCCUCCAAAUCCUGCUUGCUGAUUGGUUCCGAGAGCGGGCGGUAUUUUACGAUCUCGACCGCUAACCCGGGCGGAAUCGUUGGCAGCUUCAUUCACAAGUUUGUUUGUUGUUUGUGAAUGAGCCAAAACCGUCUUUUUCAAAACAUUUUUCUCUUAAAACUUGCGCUAUCUUUAGCAUUAGCUAGGGUAAAGUGAAUUUAAUUAUUCGGCCAAAACAUUUGAGGGAAGAAUCAAGCAAGUCAGCCUGGAAAACCAAAGUAAAGCGAAACAGGUGACUCGUGAUGUCGCUUCACCAGCUUUAUAACCGCGCUGUAAGUACUGCAAUCUUGCUUUUAUGCACCGUUUAUUGGACAUUUUUGCUCUGUUUUGUAGGUUUGUUUUCAUUGAAUUUUGCCUCGCUAGUUCUCUACUUAUCAGAAAAGGUUGUUGCCAAUUAUUGCAUUUAACUUUCAAUCUAAAUAAACAAAACGAAUCACUUUUCCAGCAGUCGGUUAUCGCCGUUUUCAUUUGUUUGUUCAUAACUUGUUACUCACAUCCCCUUCUUUUAAUCGAAUUCAAUUCAACUUCUUAAAAUUGGUAUGUGUAAUUAGCUCUUUUUAUAAAGCCUUUGUGCAAUUUUCAUCCCACUCGAUUGAACUAAUCUUAGGGCCUGUUUACAUGAAGGUGGGGGACCCCAGGUAGGUGAGGUAGCAUGUGGUGGGUAACCCCACCUAACGUGUAAACGUGAUCACAUUAAAAUGAGAGAUUGUAUGGACAGGCGGUUACCCCACCUAAGCGGGUUACCUCACCUGCCUGGGGUCCCCCACCUCCAUGUAAACAGGCCCUUAAGCAAUUCUUGAAUUAUUCAGCCGCAGAAAAUCCGUGCUGUAUUUUUUCCCCGGCGCUUUUGAUAUCAAGCUCCUCAAUUCUUUUAUACUUGUUUGACACUCAGAUUAUGAAUUGUCUAGCAAGACAUAAAAACCUUUCUUUAUUCUUAAAAGAGAGCAGUAAGUGCCAUAAUAUAAAUUACCGAGCUAAAAAUAAUGUUGUAAUGUUUUGGUUUGGUUUACAAUGGAUCGCGCGCUUCAUCAACACGAACGCGUCCUACUUCAACACACAUAGGUUGGAGAGUGAAGGAAAAUUUUCCUGAAACUUUUUAUCUCAGUUGUAAAAAAGUAAAAAUGUUAUUCACCGGCCUGGGUCGGUCCGUAUUGUGAGAAACUGUGCCCUCGGUCUGAGUACCGCCCGAGGCCGUUGGCCGCGGGCGGUACGCAAGACCUCGAACACUGUUUCUCCCAAUACGGACCUCCCAGCCGGUGAAUAACAUUAUAACAUUAUACCGGAUAGCUUUCGUGGCGCUACGAGAACCUAUCUGGUAUAGUGUGUGAACAUCUACAUGUAUCCAACAUGUGACUCAGCUCCACUUUAGAGAUCGGCGAGGUAGGGCCUCUCCCGUCCGGCACGGAAAUCACGCCGCCACAACCGUUUUUUUAUGUGUGUGAACAGAAGCCCAAUCCGAUAUGGUUUUCGUGGCGGCGCACAAGCUAUCCGGUAUCCAGUUCCCUGAUAACUCAAGAUUCCUGGCUAUUUUAUCUAUUGACGAAAUCAAAAUGAAUGAAUCUGAAAUGAUGCCCUCUGAUUCCAUCACUUGUAUGUUUGUCUUUUAGACUUGGAUCCUUGUAUAGAUGUAACAUGUCAUUAUCACAGUCUGUGUAAGGCUUUUGGACCUCAUGAUGCACGCUGUGUGUGUUUGGACAGCUGUCCAACUUACAAAGAACCCGUAUGUUCAUCCAACGGCACAACAUACGACAACAAAUGUCUGUUUGAACAGGAAGUUUGUCUCAAUCGACUAAACUUUACCGUGCAACAUCCUGGCAGCUGUGAAGGUCAGAAGUUUAUUUGCCUUUAUUAUUGGUCAGAGGCACCUUUUCACUGAAUUCUGUUAAUCUUUGGACUAAUAGUAUAGGUUUCUUUUACUUCAUUUCCGUUUACUUUCCCAAUAUUUUGGGGGUAAAGCUGUUGCGCCAACAAGGGUUUUAAGUUUGUUACUGUAAGCCUAACUAAUCUUUGCGACUCCUUUUUAGGAUUUCCUUUUCAGCGUGGUCGCCUUCACAUGGCCCAUAUUCCAUCUCUGGGUUAUUCUCAUUGUGAAGUAAUUCGUUUCAAGCCUUUUGUGUUUUAUCCUGACAAACCCAUUGAAGUGCAGAUAACUGUAAAUCAUAUGGAUACCAGCGACAAAUCCUAUGUCCAUGACGCGGCAGUAUCAUGGAUUGAAGAUGUGAAUAACGACGGAUUCACUGCCUGUGCGAUGGCAGCUGGAUAUAGCGAAAGGAAGUCUUAUGCUAACGAGACAGUUGAUUGGAUUGCGUAUCAAGGUGCUCCAGUGGGUGGCGUGACUGGUGAACUGCGCAUGUCACAGUGGUGGACAGGGACGACUUGCACAACCGUGAGAUUUCCCACCGUAAGUUGUUUUGUUUGUUUUGUUAUUUAUGUUAAUGCUCUCUAUUCCUAAGCGUCUAAAUAAACAUCAUAAAAUCAUUCAAUUGGACCUUUAAAAAUGAAACUUUCAGGGUGUUACGCCGCAAAAUGUAACAAUUGACGCAAAAUGUAACAUUAACUCGAAAUGUAACAACUUUUGACACGAAAUGUAACAUUAACCCGAAACAACGUCAUACAUAAGUACAGAAAGAUAUACUAACCAACUAUUCGUUCGACUGUUUCAGGAUUUAGUCACUAUUAUCGAAAAGCGUUUUGUAAGUUAAUUUGACAUUAUAAGAAAACUCUAUAAAUAAACUGUUUUUGUAACCACCAGACAAUUUACACUUUAUCUACAAGGCUCAUGUCCAAGCCUCUCAGUUAUUUCAAGGCUGUAACAUUUUGCUUGUUACAUUUCGCGUUAAAAAUAUUGUUUCAUUUUGCGUCAAAAAGUUGUUACAUUUCGCGUUAAAAAGUUGUUACAUUUUGCGUCAAAAGUUGUUACAUUUCGGGUUAAUGUUACAUUUCGCGUCAAAAGUUGUUACAUUUCGCGUUAAUGUUACAUUUUGCGUCAAUUGUUACAUUUUGCGGCGUAACACAGGGUGCUUUAUUGUUGUGAAUAAACGCGAUGAAAAGACAAUACUAUAAACAUAAAGUGACCGUUCUAUUUUCUCUCAUUAACCCCUGACUAUUCUUAUUUGCUAUUUCGCAGGGGAAAUUUUCAGUAAAACCAUCUGUCUUUGUGACGUCAAAGCAUUACAAUCCAGGACUAAAACGUGACGCUGCUAGUGUAUGGAUUGGAGAUUUGACGAAAUCAUCAUGUAAAGUUUGUAUGAGAGAACUACAGAAUUAUGCUGGAUCUCACCGAGAUAUUUUUGUUGUAAGUAUAGUGUGUCGUUAUUUUAAAUGUCAAACGUGGAUCAUACAUUGGGCUGCCACGCUUUGACGUUGUGCCAAACCUUUGUCUCUGGCUCGGGCUUAGGCUACAGGUAAUUCUACAAAUGCCUUGAAAAGAACAGCCCAUCGUUAACAUAAAGUGUAGGUCGAGCAACUCCGCAAAUUCUUCUUAUAAUUAGCUAUUAAAAAGCGCAAAUUACUUUUCAACAUUCUUUUCACACCUCAUGCCCAUUGUUUUUUUAUUAUUUAUUUAUGCAUGCCGAUCGAUAAACCAGAAAUAACGCGUUGUUGAUUUUAUUUUCAGAAUUGGCUGGCCUUUUCAGAUCUUCCCAACCCUCCCUUUUCAGAACAUAAGUCGAUCUACUUUGCAAAUGAUAAACCUCCCAACAGCAGACAUUAUAAUGCCUUUUGCAAGGUCAGUAUCAGCGUUUGAGCUUGAAUCCAAAUCUCAGUGAAAAAACCUUUUUUUACUAUGGUGGUUAUCAAAUUUUACUUUCAGACCAUUAAUGCGAAGGUGCUUAAAUUGUAACAGUCUUAGCAAUGUACAUGAUACUGACAAUUCCACAGGUCACACAUUCGCUACUUCUAUACCUCAGUCCCCUCUAUGAUGGAGUCUGUCCAUUUGGUGUUUGUAUGAACAUUUUUAAGAAUUAAAUAUAAGUAUUCUGUGAUAGGAGACUGAUAGAGCAAAAGCAUAAAACCCAUUUGAAUGGCAAUUUCACGUUAUCAAAGGUUUAACGCUUAGUUGCGACCUAUGUUUCAAAAGGCUUCUUGUCCCGAGUUGAGUGAAUUAUCUUUCAAAUAACUUUGGCCUCAAAAUCUCUUUCGUUUUACUGUACUUGUUUCACAGAUUUGCGCUUCUCAGUUUGGAAGUGUACUUUAUAUGGUGCCAGCCCAGUUUAUUCUGAACGUCGAUAUGGCAUGAUUUCCCAAACUUUUAAUUGCAAAGUUAAGAAUUAGUUAAUUCACGAUUAUAUCAAAAUCGUCAGGAAAACAAAAAGACCUUCUUUUUCCAAGGUGGAGCAAAACCUAAUCAAAGCCGACAUUCUCUAAAUUCAGUUUAUUUCUUAUAGUCAACGACACUUUAAGGUAGUAUCUAUGAGCAGCAAAGUAAGAUUUAGCCAUCCAGACUCUUACCAGAGGAUUCUCAAUACAAUUUAAAAAAAAAUGUUGGAUUUGGAAGUAGACGAUGUCUUAGUAACAAUUCCCCUUCAAGUUGAAAUGUUCUCUUUAUCUUUUAUAGGAGGCAAUCUUUGCCAAAAGGUAUAACACAACGCCACACGUCUUCGUUUCUGCUUCUCAUUCAACAAAAGGAGGGAAUCAAAGACCAGCUCAUAACAGUAUAGCUGCCUGGGUAGAGGUUGGUAACUAGUGAUUUCAGGAUAUCAAAUAGACCAUUUGCACUAAGAGGUCAUGUGAAAUCAUUUUUAUGGAAAUGAAAGUUAUAGUAUUUUGCCUUCAAAAAACGAUUAGUGGGUCAUAUCUUAAACAAAAUAAUAGUGAUUUAGUUUUUCGCACCAUUUCUUAAAAUGAGUAAGCUCGUAGCUGGUCAGGUGACCAAACUGUGAUUUUUAAAACUAUGACUUACCUCUUUCUGAACAGAAAUUUUGCACCUAAGCUUCAAGGAAAUUGCUGAAAAGAUGGUGUGGUAACGUUUAUUAUAUAGACACGAGUGUUUUACUGGAAAAUAUACCACUCGUAGAAUUCAUAAAAACUACAUCCGGGACCCGAGUGUUUUUUUUCCAUAAUCUCAAACGUGAGUUUAUCGAUGACCUAAUUUCGGUAGUUUCCCUCUAUUAUUUUAUCGAUGUCUUUUUGUCUAUAUAAUAAAAAAAACAUUACACGGCGGCUUGAAGAUAUGAAUUUUAUUUUCUCGUGGCAAAAACAAUAUUUUACCAAUAUUGUUUUGCCACUCGAAAACGAAAUUCAUAUCUUCGCGCCACCGUGUAAUAUCCUCUAUUAACAGCACAUCUAAGCGUAACUAUCGAAAGUUUAACAAGAUACAAGCAAAAAGUAGUUUUGGCCGCCAUGUUGGAGGGCAAGAGUAUGCCCUCCAACAUGGCGGCCAAUACAAAUCAUACUACUUUUACUGAAGAAUCAAAGUGCCACGAAAUAUCUCCCUUAAAUGCGUUUCUUCUCAAAUUUCGGGUGUACGAUAAUUUUUAUGCCCUUUGCCAAUUUUUGUUAUCAACAGGAUUCCAAGUCAUUGUUUAAAGAAGCAUUGGUCACGUGACCUCUUAGUGCAAGUGGCCUUAUUUCAUAUUAAAUUAAGAGUAGUAUAGUAGGGACCGAACUGACCUUUUUUCAUCGACGAAUCUCGUUACUCUGCCGAGAAAUACAUAGACAUGCACCGAUGACCUUAUGGCCUAUUGUCUUUAUUCCUUGAAUAGCAAUAUGUAAAUAAUAGUAAUAAUAGCAAUAAAUAUUAUUGUAAUAAUCAUAAUCAUAACAUAUUUAACAAGGGUAAACCUGUCAGUGAAAGCUGCUAUAAAUGGGGAGAACAAUACUAAUUUAAGCACUGAAGCAUACAGGCAACUACAACAAAUAAAGAUAAAAAUAAGUAGUUACAGCUGUAUACUGGUGCUUGGAAACCAGUGAAAAAAGUGCCUCUCUUAGCAGAUUCUGUGCGUACUGUAGAAAUUAAAGUUUAUAAAUAUAGGUGAAAUCUCAUUAAGAUAGGUCGUGUGCCAUUUUAAGGUGGUUUAACCGGUUUUACACUGGGGCUUUCUAGAUCUUAGGGAAACAAUUGCAUUGCUUUUUGAUUGGUUGACUAAACUCCAAGCAAAGUAUUCAUUUGUAGAUUCAUGCUGUCAAAGUAAUAGGCGCUAGCUCCCUUAUGACAUGAAAUCACUGAGUAAGUAUCCAGUUCUAUUUCCCCACGAAAACCACCACCACAGCCUCCACAAUCACAUUUUUAUUGUUUUCCCGUGUCCUCAUCCACCACCACCACAUUACUAUUGUUUUCCAUCUUCCUCCACCAACACUACUGCCACCACCAAAGUUCUAGUGUUUUCCCUCCCUCACCUCCCCAUUUCUAUUGUUUUCCAUACCCCACCACCACCAUCACCACAUUUCCAAUGCACAUUUUAGUACUAAUGUUUAGUGCUUUCACAUACAGUAUAUUAGCAGGAAAGGAACUGUGUGAAGCAAAAUACGACCCACUCUUCAUAUCCUACAUAGUUUUGUCGGGUAAGAACUUUACUACAAAAAAGAGAAGAUUUUUUACGGUAUGUCUCUCCAUAUUGUCUCUUAUUUGUGACUCAAUGCCGUGAUUUAUACGCACAGACAUCUGUCCAGAUGGAUGGAAUUACUUCAAUGGAUACUGCUAUUUAACAAGCUCUGUAUGGGCCCCUUGGGUGACUGCAGUGUCCAACUGUUCAAUGAUGAACUCACAUCUGGUAACAGUGCACAACCAAGAGGAAAAUGUCUACAUACAGCACCGUCACAAUGGCGAGCGAUCAUGGAUAGGCCUUAAUUACCGAAGCGUUGAGGGAUCGUUUGUGUGGACAAACAAUGAAAUAAUCAGUUUUCAGUUCUGGGCUCCGCAACAACCAAACAACUUGAAGAACGAAGACUGUGUCCACGCCCUUGGUGCGAAAGAUGGCUACUCUUGGAACGACGUGUCAUGUGAUAAAUGCUAUAACUAUACUUGUGUUAAAGGCAAGUUUUGAGUUGCCAUAGAAAUACUACAAGUCCAAACCUUUGUCACCAAUUACGAGGUUUGAAGAUCACUUCUGCAGUAGUGAGUUUUUAUGAUAAUAUUGUCGCCGUGUUGUUGAUCAGAAUUUCAUAAAGUCUGCCUUUUAUGUAGCUCUCUUCCAGGCAGUAGUCUAAAUAUUUAGGUAAAGGUAACCCCUGUGCUUAUCACCCUCAGUUAUUCAAAAAAAAAAAAUCGUCAUGCGAAUGAUAAUACUGCUACCAAGUAAGAUCACGGUGAUAAAAUGGUCUUCAUUGACUUUUGUUGUCUACUGCAGACAUUGACGAAUGCAUCAGCAAUUAUUACAGCUGUGAUCCAAACGCUGCUUGUCAGAAUACCGUGGGCUCAUACAUUUGCACUUGCAAAGCUGGAUUCUAUGGAAAUGGAAAAAAGUGCUUUGGUAAUUAUCACAAUCCUUCUUUUGUUUUCCCGACCUUUGCAUUCAGGUUGGCUGUUGAGUUAACAUAUUUACCCUUUAAGGUACUAUAUUCUUAUCCAAUAUGUAUGGAUCAGAACUUACUAAUAAACUAAAAACUGACUAAGAAUUACGAUAGGUAUUCUCGGUCUUCGUUUUGACAAUUAAUUAGGCACAUAGAUUAUUUGUUAAUAGCACAUUUAUUGUCCUAUCGGCUCCUUCUGGGCUCCGUUUUGACAAUUUAAUGUGAUAUAUUUUUUUUGUUCAACUUGUCCAUCAGUUGGUUUAAACUUGUAAUACAUUGCCAUACGUCAAAACAAAGUACUAAAAAAUUACCAGCACAUAAUUUACUUAGUCAGGAUUCACUGACUACUCAGAUUAUUAUUUGUUUUCUCCGUCAUUAGAUAUUGAUGAAUGCAGCAACGAACCCCGUGCCUGUGAUGUAAAUGCAGUAUGUAGCAACACUCAAGGGUCUCACAACUGCACCUGCACACCUGGAUACUCUGGAGAUGGAAAGAAAUGCAUUGCAAAUGGUAGGCAGCAUCCC
This is a messenger RNA of Porites lobata, 8976 nucleotides long. Lineage: Eukaryota; Metazoa; Cnidaria; Anthozoa; Scleractinia; Poritidae. The record is from the annotation of a GenBank genome assembly.